Pectinophora gossypiella (pink bollworm) is the source of this 2161-nucleotide messenger RNA. Its product is annotated as venom carboxylesterase-6-like. Bases 52 to 1731 code for a protein of 559 amino acids. NCBI's taxonomy places the organism in Eukaryota, Metazoa, Arthropoda, Insecta, Lepidoptera, Gelechiidae. The transcript is spliced from 3 exons. The record is from RefSeq and is a predicted model, not a curated record.
CGGGCACUCGAAGACGACGGACGCGUCGCGACGUAGCCGCGUGACGUCAUCAUGUUUUACUUGCUCGUGCUAGUGUGUGCGCUCGCGCCGGUGUUCGGACAAGAACAGACGUUACAAGUGAAUAUAACUCAAGGCAUAGUUCAAGGAUCUAUAGCACCCGAUGGAAUAUAUUACACGUUUUACGGAGUCCAUUAUGCCGGUGCUCCGGUCGGCCAAAACAGAUUCAAGGCACCAACUCCAGCGCCAUCAUACCCUGGAGUAUUGAUAGCCCACGACCGUGACGUCAUCUGCGCCCAGCCGUCCUCCCGAGGACUCGUCGGCACCGAAGACUGCCUCGUCCUUAAUAUCUUCACAAACGCCACCACCCCAGCAAAACCCGUGCUGGUCUGGCUCAUAGGCGAAGAAUACACCAACACCGAACAAACCGCUAGAUCCUUCAGGAGACUAGUCCAGGAAGGAGUCGUUAUCGUAGAAUUGAACUACAGAGUCUCUAUUUUCGGUUUCCUCUGUCUAAGAACACCUGAAGCUCCCGGUAACGCCGGAUUAAAGGACGUAGUCCAAGGCUUAAAGUGGAUUAAGGAAAACAUUGCCGCCUUCGGAGGAGAUCCCAACAAUGUGAUUCUGUUUGGACACGGAUCGGGGGCAGCUAUGGUUGAUCUGAUUACGAUGUCGCCGUCAGCAAAUGGUCUAGUACACAAAGCAAUUGCUCAAAGUGGAUCAGCUCUGGCACCUUGGGCCGUUUCUUAUGACCCAAUAGGCUACGCUCAAGAAUUUGGUUCAAAACUUGGUUAUACUGGCAAAACCAAUGCUGAACUAGCUCAACUUCUAGUAACAACUGAUGUAUCUCUUUUAAUACCAGCUAUGAAUGACUUUGAGUUCUACAAUAACACGAUCCUCUUCGCCCCGUGCAUUGAGGAUCCAAAUUUGAACUCUAAUGAGACCUUCCUGACAGCAGCUCCGUCUGAUAUUUUAAAAUCUAGAAACUACAGCCAUAUUCCUUAUAUAGCUGGGUAUACUGAUAGAGAAGGUACCAUAAGAGCUCAACAAGCAGCAUAUGGAAACUGGCUUGAUAAGAUGGAGACAAACUUCACGCUGUUCUUACAAGCAGAUUUGGACUUAGGAAACAACGCUUCAGCCGUUGAGAAGUCAAUUCGGGAGUUCUACUUCUCGCAAAGGACUAUAAAUAUGGAAACUAUUGAGGAUUAUUUGGAUUACCAAGGAGAUACUUUGAUCCUGGUGUCAGUGAUUCGAGGAGCGAGGGAAAGGGCUCUGACGUCACGGGCGGAAGUGAGAUUGUUCGAGUUUGGAUACAGAGGGACCCAGAACUCCGACUGGGCUUAUCAGACCAUUCCUCUGACUGGUGCCAGACAUGGUAGUGUGCUGAACUUCCUCCUGGAUUAUGAUCUCAGGCCGAUGGAUGAACCUGUGAUGACGUCACUCAUCAAUCGCUACGUAGCUUUCUUUAACACAGGGGUACCCAACGCAACCUGGCUACCGAUCACGGGGAAUUCCCUACAAUACAUGCUGUAUAGCGGCAGUGACGGCCCUCAACCAUUGACUGCCCUCUUCCGGGAGGAACCCAGAGUGAACCCUCAUACUCAGAGGAUGGACUUCUGGAAUAACCUCUACUCUAAGUAUUACGUCCCUCCGAAGUUUACGAACUCAGGGGAGAAUCUUGUAGGUGUUACCCUGAUUCUGUUUGUAAGUCAACUGUUAACUCGUUUGUUUUAGAAUUUAAGUAAACUACAAUGUAUUUUUGUUUGACCGUUAUUAUAUUGUGCAGUUUAACACGCCCACCUGUUAGAACAUCUAACAUCGGAAAAUGUUCAACCUCGGAGUUGAGUUACGAUAUUGGACCAAUUCCUGAGUUGAAGUAGAAAAAUCGUACGAAACUCCGGAGUUACGCAACUCCGAAGUUCCGGAUUGGAAGCCCAACCUCUGGUUGAUAGAAGUGAGGCCUGUGCCCAGCUGUGACAGCUGUUUUUAUCGCUGUUAAAAUAGCGCAUUUUCUUGCUUGGAGCGUAAAUAUUGAAGGACACUAUUUCUAAAAUUGUCAAGCUAUUUUUGACGUCGGCAAAAAGUGGCAUAUUUCUUUAAUUCAUGUUAUUAUUUGCCGGUCAAUAAAUAUUGCUGAUUUUGACAACUUAAAGUACAUACGUAC